This is a messenger RNA of Aspergillus saccharolyticus JOP 1030-1, 3024 nucleotides long. Its product is annotated as 1-phosphatidylinositol-4-phosphate 5-kinase. Bases 259 to 2859 code for a protein of 866 amino acids. Gene Ontology annotation, biological process: phosphatidylinositol metabolic process. The transcript is spliced from 3 exons. Gene Ontology annotation, molecular function: phosphatidylinositol kinase activity. The record is from RefSeq and is a predicted model, not a curated record. NCBI's taxonomy places the organism in Eukaryota, Fungi, Ascomycota, Eurotiomycetes, Eurotiales, Aspergillaceae.
GCCGGCUGGCCUCCAGCUUGAUCUCAUCUCAGGAACCCCGUGUUUGUUCUUACAUAUUGGCAACUGCCACGGAUCAAUCAAUCGUUUCUCAUCUAUCCUCCUUCAGCCCACUCCGUCCCUCUCGUCGCUCAGCCAAGAAGGACAUUCCGGCUCUUAGUCACGAUCGACACGGGAUCAUCACCAACACCCGCUUUCCAUUUCCCCCCCCCUUCCCUGUUCUUAUCUCCGCCCCUCUCUCCGGGAGUUCGACACCCGAUCAUGCCAUCAUUUUCCAACGACGUCGCCGUCUAUCCAACAGCCACCGUCACGGCUACACACCCUCGGUCAUUUGACUCACCACAAGGCAAGCCGAAUGAGAAGAAUUCGGUGGGAAAUACCUUUCUCUGGACGAAUUGGCCCAAUGGCGACGCUAAUCACUUGGAAACUCCCACGAAUGAUCGCCAGCUCACAAACGGUAGCGCCUUUUCCCUGAAUGGUCCGCGAUCCAGCGCCAGCUCAUAUACAAGGGAAUUGCCUCAUUCGAAGGACGGUAGCAUGCACUCUCUAGGAAACGGUUCAGCUCGGGAUCCCAAGGAGGGUGGUAGACCCUCGGCGACCUUGGAACGGAAUUUCUCCGAAAAAUCACUGGACACAGUCACCGGACCUGGCUCGCCGACGGCAUCGAUUGCAAGCCAACAAAUCAACGGCGCAUUGAAUUCCCGAUCGCUCAAUGGAAAACCUCUGGUGAACGGCGAUAUCAGUCGACAAUCCACCGAUGAGUUCCAACCCCCGGAUUACGCAGGCAAUGCGUCAGCAACCGGAUUAUCCACCUCUCCACCCGACGACGCUGGCCGUCUUUCUCCCGAACCGGAUCGUUUAUCCCCAUCGCAAAAAAGCCCCCACCGCUAUUCCUCUCCUCCUGCGCCGGAAAAUGGCGCUUCCCCGGAUCAAAGCAAUUCUAGUCUUCGCCACCGACACACGUUGCAAGUCCCGCGCACAACCAGCGGGCGCCGUGGUAGCCGUGACCAGUCGGAAGACAUGGCCUACAGCAGUGGCCGCUUGUCUCCCACUACUGGAACUCGCCGGACAUCCUUCAGCCUGGCUCGACGCGCCACUCGGACCAACCAAUCGGAAAGCUUACAAGACGAUGCAAGUCCCGACGAAGACGCGGCCCGCUGGGCAGAAGCCAUCAAGCAGAGACGGGCCUCGAAGCGACGACGCCGCGACGAAGACGAUGAUGAUCGUGUCAUUGUGGGCACGAAGGUCGACCAGAACCACGUGAAUUACGUGACCGCCUACAACAUGUUGACCGGAAUUCGGUUCACGGUGUCGAGAAUCAAUGCCAAAAUGGACAGGGAAUUGACGCCCGCGGAUUUCGAGGCGAAACACAAAUUCUCAUUCGACAUAACCGGCAACGAACUGACUCCCUCUGCCAAGUACGAUUUCAAGUUCAAGGAUUACGCGCCGUGGGUGUUCCGUCACUUGCGAGCCAAAUUUCGACUCGAUCCAGCCGAUUAUCUGAUGUCUCUUACCAGCAAGUAUAUCCUGUCGGAGUUGGGAUCUCCAGGUAAAAGUGGCAGUUUUUUCUAUUUCUCUCGAGAUUACAAGUACAUCAUCAAGACUAUUCACCAUUCGGAGCACAAACUUUUGCGCAAGAUCCUCCCUGAGUACUACCGACACGUCGAACAGAAUCCGAACACCUUGAUCUCGCAGUUCUAUGGUCUUCACCGUGUCAAGAUGGCUUACGGGCGCAAGAUUCACUUUGUCGUCAUGAACAAUCUAUUCCCGCCUCACCGCGAUAUCCACCAGACCUUUGACCUCAAGGGUUCCAUGAUCGGCCGGGAUUUGCGCGAGGAGGAUCUGGAGAAGAAUCCAAGGGCUACUUUGAAAGAUUUGAACUGGGUUCGGAGGAACCGCGAGAUCCAGUGCGGGCCGUCCAAGCGCGAUUUCUUCCUCGCUCAAUUAAAGCGAGAUGUCGAGUUACUCAAAAAGCUCAAGAUCAUGGAUUAUUCACUAUUAGUGGGUAUCCAUGAUGUUGAAAGAGGCAACGAAGAGAAACUCCGUGACAAGACCUUACAGGUCUUCCAGCCGGGUGGCGAUCGCGAAGAAGAUGCAAAUCCCAAUAUGUUGAUGCGCACACCGUCUAAGCUGGAGAAUGAACGCAAGGCUCGAGAACUUCGGAUGCUCAUCAAACGUGAGCGCCCGGUACCAUUAGAUCAAGCAACUGCGAAAAUGCCUGAUGAGAUUCUUGACGAGAGGAAAUACCACGUCUUCUACGCCGAUGACGGAGGAUUCCGCGCCACUCAUGAGAAUGGCCAACCCGGUGAAGAGAUCUAUUAUCUUGGUAUCAUUGACUGCUUGACUCAUUAUGGAAUGGUGAAGAAGCUCGAGCAUUUCUUCAAGGGUCUGUCUCAUGAUCGCACACAGAUCUCGCCCAUUCCCCCUGAAAGUUACGGGGAUCGCUUCAUUAACUUUAUCAAGGGCAUCACCAUGUCCAAAGAAGAAGCACAACGACAGAAGGAAGCCAAGGCCAUGGGCGAGCCGUUUUCGGAGAGAACACCUUCUGUCGAAGAAACUAUGCAAGCGGCGGAAAGGGAGGCGGCCAGGGAACCAUCUAUCGUGCAGCCUCGGACCCUGACGACGGUCCGAGAUCCCAACGACUCCGGCGUUCUUGCCCCUUCGACACUUCCGAUUGUCGAUGAAGCGGGGGAAGCCAGCAGUCUCGGGGGUCACAGUUCACACAGCCGCCAUGGGCCCCCUGUUCCCGAAAAGGACCUACCUCCAACCCCCUAUCAGAAUGGAGCACCUGUUCCCGGGAAAGGGAAGGGAGUCAUUCGCAACGGGCAGCCUGAAAUGGUUUCGGUCUCUGGCAGACAAUAAACCUCCCCGUUGCUGAUUUUGAACCGACUUGUUAUGAUAUCCUCGUCCGCAGCUCUCCACGCUUUCGCAUCAUAUCCAUACCCUGGCGCAACGGAUUAAUCCGCCUUCCUGCACGCGACGCAUUGACCCAUAUUCACAUCAUUCCCCAUAGUCCUUAUGUUGCCA